Messenger RNA from Monopterus albus (swamp eel), 3930 nucleotides. It is a transcript of the gene olig1, whose product is annotated as oligodendrocyte transcription factor 1. Bases 18 to 764 code for a protein of 248 amino acids. The record is from RefSeq and is a predicted model, not a curated record. The transcript has 2 exons. Gene Ontology annotation, cellular component: nucleus. Gene Ontology annotation, molecular function: protein dimerization activity; DNA-binding transcription factor activity, RNA polymerase II-specific; E-box binding. NCBI's taxonomy places the organism in Eukaryota, Metazoa, Chordata, Actinopteri, Synbranchiformes, Synbranchidae. Gene Ontology annotation, biological process: sensory organ development; axon development; positive regulation of transcription by RNA polymerase II.
ACAUCGCCGAGGAGACUAUGAAUGUGCUGUCAAACCCAGUGAUUAGGGCUCAGGAGCAGUCUCUACCUCUCUGUGGCCCCGACUCAGUCCAGGACUUACCCCACUGCCCUCCAGGGUUCAACCUGAGCUCCCGUCUAAAUCCUGCACCCAUACUUGGCCUUCAGAGUGGCCAAAGAUCAACUAAACCUCAGAAGGAGCUGAGCCCUGACGAGCAGCAGGAGCUCAGGAGGAAGAUCAAUAGCAGGGAGAGGAAGCGGAUGCAGGACUUGAACAUUGCAAUGGAUGCCCUGAGGGAGGUCAUGGUACCUUACGCUAACUCACCUUCUCACCAGUCGGGCGCUCCUCCAGGCCGCAGGCUCUCCAAGAUCUCUACCCUGGUUCUGGCCAGGAACUACAUCCUCCUCCUGGGUUCAUCUCUGCAGGAGAUGCGGCGGCUUCUGGGGGAGGUGAGUGUGGGGAUGGGGGUGAACACAGGGCCGGUCCCCCGGCUGCUGCUUACUGGAGGGUGGCCCCUCAUCUCCGGCCCCAGCCAGCUCCUCCUCACUCAGGAAUCCCUCCUUACCUCAGCAACCUCCUCUUCUUCGUCCACUUCAUCAUCCUCUGCAGCUAAAUGUCCCCUGCUGUCUCCAGGCUCUAUGGAGGCCUCACUGGCCCCGGUGCAGUGGAGCUCUGCAGGGGCCUCAGGAGGGCCCUUGUGCCCCUGUGGAGUCUGCAGACUGCCCAGGUUCAGCCACUCUACGCCAUCUCCCAGAUUCCCAAAGUGAAACCUCGAAGAGCUUCUCUGAUGACUGUUACAUGUAUGCAACACUUUUUAUAUGAAUUGUUUUUGAAUUUACUACACUACUCAUGAUUAUCCUUCUGUCUUUUUAAACAAUAUUGGACAAAUCUGUGUUUCUUAAGUCAGAUUUAAAUGACAUAAUCACCUUUUGUUUUGCAUCUUAAUGAUGCAUGUUAUUACAUUUCUCAUGUCAGAUACAGCAAAACUACUUUGAUGAUUCUUGGCAUUUGUAAACUGUAGUGACCAUGUGCAAGGUGCAUAUGACUGCAGUAUGCUGUAGCUUAUGUUAGCACUGUUAGGGCCCCACAGCUGGAAGGGGUCCAAAUAAAGGGCUCAGAUUAAAUAAAAUGUAUCUAAAAGCUCUAGAAACCUAUUUUCUCAAUCAGCUUUCUACUGCGAGCAGUGGAGUUCUACGUAAUCACACGUAUGUCUCCAAAAGUUUGAAUCAUUUGGGUUAUUUCACAGUUUCUGAGUCAAUGCUUUUUGACUAUGGACCGAAGUUGUUCGACAUGCUGAAGCAGGUUAGCUGAGUUUCUGACUGUUGCUUAUUUGAAUAUUUAAUCUUGAGAAACUUUACAAAAUACUUAUCAUUUGACACUCAGGCAUAUAUGCAGCUGUAAAUUAUAUAUAUAUAAAAGGAAUCAAAGCACAUGAAUCCUAACAGUAUAUACACAGAAAAAUUGUCACAUUUCUUGUAAACUCUUUGGAAAAAGUUUACUGUGAGAACUGUUUUAUAUUACUUACUGUUUACAUCAUUAUGUAGUAUAAAUAGGAACCAGAGGAAACAGGCAGGACAUGUCCACCACUCAUUGUCACUGAGGACACAGCAACUCUUGUAAUAGCUUCCCACACUUUUUAGCAUACCAGUAAUCUUGGAGGUUAGAAUAAAGGACUAAUGAUCUUCGCAUCCAGAGAUGGUUUCACAGUAACUAAAGACUAAAUGUCCUUGCCAGCAUUACAUUCUCUUUGCCAGUUAUUUGGCAUCACUCAUCAUUUUUUUAAGGACAUUUUUUUAGCUUUGCUUAAAGUUUUCACUACUUUUUUUCUUGCUGCUGUUAAAUCCUACAUAAUCUGUUAUCUUUAGAUGCAAUGAGAAAAGAUACAGUCAGAGAAAAUGAAUAGGGACAAUGUUCUCCUUGCACUGUAUCGUGUCCAUUGGAUCUUCACCUUUAUAAUUUCUGAUGUACCUCAAAGGCUGACAAGAUGCAGCUGAAACGCUUCUUGCACCUUCCAUACUACCUCAGAAUAGAGUGAAACAGUCCUUAUCUCUCCUCCUAUUCAUUCCCCCAACAAGUAAAAGAUCAAAACCCACCCAUGUAAUUACUGCUCUGCAGAAAGGAGGCCUUUUGAUUAUUACCCCCUUCUCACUCCUCCAAGCUCAAAUUCUUGAUGUUUCAAUGUGUUAAGGAGUCUGGACGGGUGAUUUGGUGCUACUCAUUACGCUCACUCCACAAUAUGUUCAAACGCCCAGAAAAUGUGUCUUGUUGAAUGGGGUUCACUCCUGCAAACUCGCCACCCCUCUGGAAAAAAGCAGGCUGCCCUAUUCUGAGUGAGAAUAAGAGGCGCUGGUGGGUGGGAGGAUAUUCUCAGCCACAACCUGGCCCUUAGCACAGCCUGCAUGAAUAAUAAUAAUGAAAAUAAUCAUAAUCAUAAUGCUGAUAAAAUACUCAAAAUAAUUGCUACCCCAGAAUAAGAGGAUUAUGGAGGGUAGAUAUGUGAAUAGUGGUGAGUGAAAGGCAGGGAAUCUGUUAGCAUCAGGGAGGACAAAAGAGGAGCUGUAUGCCAUUAAGUGAGAUUAAGCUAAAUAAGGCUUGAUUUUCUUACAAGGAAAGAUGAGGAAGAAGAAGAGGGUGAGAGUAAAGGAGGAGAGGAGGGUGCGGGAGGGAGAGCCUGAUUCAUAGAUCAAAGUAAAAUGGCCAAACUUCACUUCUUUCAUUUACAUAUAGCUGCUUUAUGUCUCUGGAGGGAUUAGCUACCUUGCUAUUUUCUCCGGGUUACUCUCUAUUCUGCUACCUUUGCCCGCAAUCCAUUUCCUCCUGCUCUCAGGAUGAUUCAGCCCUUCUUCUGUUCUUUUUUUCUUAAGUUGGUCUCCUUAAUUUCUCCCCUUCUCAUUCUCUGUGUUUCUCCAAGAGGCUCUCACUUUCUUGUGUUUGGUGGUUUCAUUGUCGCAGCAACGCAGGGGUCUGCUCUGUCUUUGUGUUAGCACUUUAACUCAUCUCCAUUUCAUCACUGUUGUUCAAUGGGGUGAGGAGAGCUCAUAAGACAACACACACACACACACGCACAUCCACAUUUACCAGAAAAGCAGCCUUAGCACUGAAUGCUUUUCACUCCAGUUAAUGGCAAUGGAUGCCCCAAACCUGCAUCAGUUUUUCCACAGAUUGUACUUUUUCAUCUAUUUAACCAGGUAAAAACAUUUUAAACCUGGCCAACAGGACAAUGUUACAGUGCCGACCUAAAACAACAGUCACUUGCUAUAAAAGAGUAUAAUUACUACACACAUAUGAGCUUCCUAAACUAUGUAAAAUAUAAAGUUAAUAUAAACUAAACACACUACAUUAGAUUUUUAAUACUUUAACUUGAAUUCAUCUCAGGAAGAUUGUGUUAAAUUGCAGCUACAGUACUUGCUACAGCUACAACUUAUCAGUUUAUAACCUAAAAAAAAGAAACUGAUGAAAACUUUACUUUUGUCUUGGACAAACCCAAACACCCUGAUCUUGGACAAACUAGACUAAUAUGUCACAUUUAAGCACCACGCUGGCGUCACAGGGUGACCAGCGCCAAAGACGGGGGUUAACAUCCAGCAACAGAAGCAGGCACAGGUACAGUUAAUGCAGGUUCUUGCUACAGCAGCAUAUUUUAUGGCAAGAUGUAAUAUAGUUAAGUAUCAACAACAACCUGUCAAGUAUCUUUAUUAAAAGUGUUUUGUCAUUAUGAACUAAAACUUGGUGAAACUUAAACUUGGUGGCAUUACGUUCUCUUCAUGCUUCCUGUUGUUUGAAUACAUAAACAAAGACUGAGACAGAGCCAAACCAUGUAGGUGUCCUGUCAGCUGUACUUUACGUCCUUACAUAUACAGAUUUCUACCAUUCACAGAGCAGCCAUUGUACAGUAGUGGUGGAAGAAGUACUCCAAUUCUUUACUUAAGUAAA